AUGCCCUGCUACGCCAUUGUACUGGGUCAGGAUGGCUGGAGUGUUACAUACACCCCUCAGAGUAUCUGUACCUUGAAGGGGUCAACAGUGGAGAUGUCCUGCUCUUACACAUAUCCCAGUGGUUAUAUCGUCACAUCAACCUUCUGGUUCACUAAAAAUGAUGCUGAGGGGAAUCCUGUUAGUCUGAGUGAUGACGCAGACUACAAAGCUCGUGUGACGUAUCAUAAAGAUAACAAGAAUGACUGCACUCUGAGAAUCACAGACCUGAGAGAGAGUGACUCAGCUACGUACAUGUUCAGAUUUAUAACAGAUCAGACUGGAGGGAGAUUUACUGGCAACCCUGGAGUCACUCUGUCUGUCACAGAUCUGCAGGUGAAGGUGACUCCUUAUUCAGUUGUAUCAGCGUGGAAGACACUGACUUGCACCACCUGUGUUCUGACUGGUAACCCCACCUACAUCUGGUACAAGAACGGACAGAUAGUAACUGACAACACUUCUCCCUAUUCAGUCUACCCUGAUGCUGCAGACAGCUACUCCUGUGCUGUAAAAUCCAAUGAGGAUCUCCACACUCCUGCAGUGUGUGUUCAGGAUCAGAGCUGCAACAGAGUAACUUAUAUUGACAAGAGUAUCUGUGCCUUGAAGGGGUCAUCAGUGGACAUAUCCUGUACUUAUUCCAGUUAUCAUCCGAUCAAAACAACAUUCUGGUUUAGAAGUGAUAAGUCGGUCCCUGAGGACCUAACCAGAGACCCAGAGUAUGCUGGUCGGGCCCUGGAGAACCUUCCCUCCAUCCUGAGAAUCACGGAUCUGAGAGAGAGCGACUCAGCUGAGUAUAAAUUCAGAUUCAACACACAGAUCUCAGGAUGGGGGUACAGCUUCCCUGGAACAACUCUGUCUGUCACAGACCUGCAGGUGAAGGUGACUCCUGCUGCAGAGGGACAGAAGACACUGACCUGUAGCACCACCUGUACUCUGACUGAUAACCCCACCUACAUCUGGUACAGGAACGGACAACGUCUGCAGGUGGCGAUGACUCCUGCCACAGUGACUGAGGGACAGAGAGUGACACUGGACUGUAGGACCGUCUGUACUCUGACUGAUAACCCCAACCCCUCCUACAUCUGGUACAAGUUAGGCCAGCGCCUCACCAACCAAAAUAACAGCCUGAUCCUCAACCCAGUCAGCAGUGAGGAUGCAGGCAGAUACUCCUGUGCUGUAGAAGGCUUUGAGGAUCUCCACUCUCCUGAAGAGACUCUCACUGUCAAAUAUGGCCCAAAGAACACACUGGCAUCAAUCCGUCUCUCUGAUGAAAUAGUGGAGGGCAGUUCAGUGACUCUGACCUGCAUCAGUGAUGCCAACCCACCUGUGGACAAAUACACCUGGUACAAGAAGAUUGGAGCCCACUAUCAGUCUUUCUCCCAUGGAAACACAGAACUACAGCAUGUCUUCAGUCACAUCCAGUCAUCUGACACUGGGGAGUACUACUGUGAAGCCCGGAAUGAGAUGGGGACACACAGGUCUGAGUCUAUCAACAUCGAUGUGAAAUAUGGCCCAAAGAGCACCUUAGUGUCAGUCAGUCCCUCUGGUGACAUAGUGGAGGGCAGUUCAGUGACUCUGACCUGCAGCAGUGAUGCCAACCCACCUGUGCAGAGUUAUGCCUGGUACAAGAAUGGAAGUGCCUAUCAGAGUAUCUUCUAUGGGAACACAGAACCACAGCAGGUUUUCAGCCAAAUCAAGUCAUCUGACUCUAGACAGUACUACUGCUGGGUCUCGAAUGGAAUUAGUACGGACAGGUCUCCAUCUUUAGACAUCGAUGUUAAAUGUGAGUAA
Oncorhynchus tshawytscha (Chinook salmon) is the source of this 1827-nucleotide messenger RNA. RefSeq names its product B-cell receptor CD22-like. The coding region runs from base 1 to 1827 and encodes 608 amino acids. The transcript has 8 exons. NCBI's taxonomy places the organism in Eukaryota, Metazoa, Chordata, Actinopteri, Salmoniformes, Salmonidae. The record is from RefSeq and is a predicted model, not a curated record.